Messenger RNA from Monomorium pharaonis (pharaoh ant), 1705 nucleotides. RefSeq lists its product as uncharacterized. Gene Ontology annotation, molecular function: DNA binding. NCBI's taxonomy places the organism in Eukaryota, Metazoa, Arthropoda, Insecta, Hymenoptera, Formicidae. The transcript has 3 exons. The record is from RefSeq and is a predicted model, not a curated record. The coding region runs from base 318 to 935 and encodes 205 amino acids.
GUCUUUAGGGCCAUCACACAUAAGUUGCAUAUGCAUAGCAUAAGACCGUUAAACCAAUGAGCUCCUAACAUAAAGUCGCCAUAUUGAUAUACAUAAGAUGCUUAUUGGCCUAGCGUUCUUAUACUAUGUAUAUUAAUGCAAUAGCUUAUGUCAUUUCGUGUGUGAUGGUCCUUAAGAACAGCCGCACAAACUUUUGCAUAACGCAUAACGUAUGUACGCAUACGUAUGUACGUAUGUACUAACUCUACUCUAUUGUACAGUUCGUGUCGUUCGUGACAUCAAAAAGUGAUGUGACAUAUUAUUGACUUAUUAUCCUUAUGUUCUGUGUUAUUAUUUAUUCGAAAAUGAGCUGUGUAUGGAAAUAUUUUACAAAAACCGAGAAAAAUGUUGCUAAAUGCACAUUAUAUUCCAAAGAAGUGAAAACUUCUGGAACGACAUCCAAUUUGUUUACUCAUUUAAAAACUAAAUAUUUAUUUGCAUUUGACGAAUGCAUGAAAAAGAAAAAGAAAAAAAAUGAGCUCACAAUUAAUAAAGAUGAUUUAAAAGAAAAUGUAGAAGGAUCCAACACUUGUACAAGUAGACAUAGCAGAUCACGAAGUCCACUGUCCAAGUCCAUUGACAAUUUAUCACAAAGUUCUACGUCGUCACACUUUUCGCAAAAUACAUUGUCAGAAGUCUUAAAUAAAAGAACAAGUUUUGAAAAAGGAGGUUCAAGAAAUAUAGCGAUUACAGAAGCAUUAGUAAAUAUGAUAUGCAAAGAUAACAUGCCUACUAGGACUGUCGAGAAAGGGGGUUUUAUACAAUUUGUUAAGACUCUUUGUCCUCUAUAUAAAAUUCCUUCAAGAUCUACGUUAACAAUUCUUUUAGAAGAAAAAUAUAAAGUAUGCAGGUCACAACUGAAAGAAAUGUUGGAUCACGUACAUUACGUAUCUUAGACAUCAGAUAUAUGUACCAUAAUGAAUUCAACUAGAAGUUUCUUAGUGAUAACUGGACAUUUUAUCAAUACAGAGACUUACAAUCUUGAAUCCGUUUGCUUGGAAGCAGUGCCUCUAACAGAAAGACAUACAGCAAAUACUAUAACUGAACAAUUUAAUCAGAUUUGUGAGGAAUAUUAUCUGAAUCCAUUAAAAAUAAUUUCAAUUACUACAGAUGGAGCUUCUAAUAUGCAAAAGGCAGUUGAAUUGUUCUCAAACUCUUCAAAAUGGAUUUGGUGUUUUGCGCAUAUAACCAAUUUAGUUGUACAAAAUUCUUUGAAGAAUACAGCUGAACUUGAUAAAAUUAUUGUAUAAAUUAAAAGAAUUGUUACGUAUUUCAAGCAAAGUACCAUUGCAUUAGAUGAACUCAGAACAGAACAGAUAAAGCGUGGAAAAAGUGAAGGCAACAUAAUGUAUUUGACACAAGACAUUUCUACUCGAUGGAAUUCUACCCUUAAAAUGGUAGAAAAAUUUGAGAAACUAGCACCCAUUCUGGGAACUAUAUUAGCUAAUAGAAGUCAUAAAGAUGGUCCACAAAUGUUAGCAAAAUAUCAUAUUGAAGUAGUAUCUGAAAUUAUUCACCUUUUAACACCUUUUAAAGAAGCGACUACUCAAAUAUCAGGUAAUAAAUAUGUAACUGCCAGUAUCGUUUUGCCAUUGUGUCAUAAUGUAUUAGAGACAUUAAAUGAUUUGAAGCCUGCCACCAAUGCUGCAAUGGAAUUAAAAAAAAA